Messenger RNA from Plectropomus leopardus (leopard coralgrouper), 1888 nucleotides. Lineage: Eukaryota; Metazoa; Chordata; Actinopteri; Perciformes; Serranidae. The record is from RefSeq and is a predicted model, not a curated record.
GUUCAAGUUCAAAAUGAUGGUGAAAGAGCAACCGCAGAGCAGAAGAGGAUUGUUGUCGAUAAUCUGUUCCGUUUAUGAUCCCUUGGGGUUUCUUGCACCAGUGACACUGUCAGCAAAGGUUAUGCUGCAAGAGCUCUGUCGGAGACGUUGUGGAUGGGACGACAACAUACCUGCAGACAUUAGCCAUCAGUGGACAGGAUGGUUGGAGGAUCUGAAAGGGUUGUCUUCAUUCAAAGUUGAGAGAUGUAUCAAGCCCAAGCACUUUGGACAGGCCAUUAAAGCGCAGCUGCAUAACUUUUCAGACGCCAGUGAAGAUGGUUUUGGCACUGUCACCUACCUCAGAAUCGAAAACAGCAAGAGCGAGGUCCAUGUCUUCUUCUUGUUGGGAAAAGCGAGAGUUACCCCCCUGAAACAGAUAACUAUUCCUCGUCUGGAGCUUACAGCUGCUGUCCUAGCUGUUCGAGUUGAUCAGAUGUUGAGAGCAGAAUUGGAGCUGCCAUUGGAUCAGUCAACUUUCUGGACGGACAGUACUUCAGUGCUUAAGUACAUAAAAAAUGAGGACAGACGUUUCCACACAUUUGUGGCGAAUCGGGUGUCAACCAUCAGAGAUUCAACUCAUGUCUCUCAGUGGAGGUACAUCAAUACCAAAGACAACCCUGCUGAUUAUGCCUCUGGAGGUAUGAAGGUUGGAGAUCUGCUGAAUGGUGGGAGCUGGAUCGAAGGCCCAAGGUUUCUCUUCGACCCAGAAAAGGAUUGGCCUGCAGACAUCACAGAGGCCACACUUUCAGUUGAUGAUGUAGAGGUCAAAAGGGAUGCCACGGUAAACACAGUCAUCACUCAGAACUCUUCUAAUGCUACAGACCAGCUUCUAUCAUACUUUUCAGAUUGGAGGAAACUUAAGGUGGCAGUUGCAUGGUUUCUCAAAUGGAAGAGGAUCCUUCUGCAAUUGAGUCAAAAGAGAAAGGAAUUGCAUGCUCUUGAGUUCAACAGAAAGGAUGCAGAUGGGUCACAUGUGUCACUGGAGAUGGAGAGGGCUAAAAAAGCAAUGUGUCAAAUCUUGUCAGCUGAGAAUCUUUUGGAUGCUGAAGUUUCCAUCAUUCGCUAUUGUCAGCAGAAAAGGUUCAAGGUGGAGAUUGCUGCCCUAUCAGCUGGAAAAUCCGUGCCAAGAGACAGUUCUAUUUACAAACUGGACCCAUGUCUCGAGGAUGGACUUGUAAGAGUUGGAGGCCGUUUGAGUAAGGCAGCUCUACCAGAAGAGACAAAGCAUCCACUCAUCUUGUCAAAAGAUCAACACAUCUCCACACUCAUAUUAAGACACAUACACCAACAAGUUGGCCAUGGUGGAAGAAAUCACACCUUGUCAAGAUUACGAAAGAAGUUCUGGAUAACAAGUGCCACUUCAGCUGUGAGAAAAAUCAUAUCACAGUGCAGCUUCUGCAGACGAUACAAAGGGAAGUUGGGUGAGCAAAAGAUGGCGGACUUACCGAAGGAAAGGCUCCUUCCUGAUCUCCCUCCCUUCACGAAUGUGGGAGUAGAUUACUUUGGGCCUUUGGAGGUGAAGAGAGGUCGAGGUUUGUGUAAGCGUUAUGGUGUCAUCUUUACCUGUUUGGCCAGCAGAGCUGUUCAUUUGGAAGUAGCUCCAUCCUUGGAUACUGACGCAUGUAUUAAUGCCUUACGAAGGUUCAUCAGCCGAAGAGGACAAGUGUCAUCUAUGCGCUCAGAUAAUGGUACGAACUUUGUUGGAGCCAAGAAAGAGCUGAGAGAAGCACUUGCAUCUUUAAAUCAUGGCCAGAUACAGAGAGACUUAUUGCAAGAUGGGAUCCAGUGGAACUUUAAUCCACCUGCAGCAUCACAUCAUGGUGGUGUUUGGGAGCGUGUCAUUCGUAUG